GCCUCUGUUCCGCCCCCAAACCCAAGGAAAACCCAUCAUCAGCCGCUCUCUCUCUCUCGGCUCUCCACUUCGGCCUCCGCCUCGCUCCCACCCCAAAUUCCUCCACGGCUGGCGGCCUGAAGCCCUAGGCCACCGCCGGGAACGAAGAGCAAGCAUACAGACGCUGCGAUCGGAAGCAGCAGUAGCCGCCGCCAUGCAGGGCUUCCCCGGCGGCGUCCCCGAUCCGCAGCAGCUCCAGGCCACCAUGCUCGCCAUCGAGCAGGCCUGCUCCCUCAUCCAGGUGCACAUGAAUCCGGCUGAAGCGGAAAAAGUUCUAAGUUCACUCCAUUCAUCGCUGAUGCCUUAUCAAGCAUGCAGAUUUAUUCUUGAGACAUCCCUAAUGCCAAAUGCGAGAUUCCAAGCUGCUGGAGCAAUUGGUGAUGCUGCAAUAAGGGAGUGGGGAAUUUUAACAGAUGACAACAAAAGAAGCCUAAUACUAUAUUGUUUGAACUACGUUAUGGAGCAUGCAGGUUCCCCUGAUGGCUACGUGCAAUCAAAAGUUUCUGCUGUGGCAGCUAGGUUACUAAAAAGAGGCUGGCUUGAGUUUCCGGACCAAGAAAAAGGCGCUAUCUUCUUUGAGGUUGAACAGUCCAUCCGGGGCAUGCAUGGGCCUAAUCGACAGUUUGCUGGGAUCAACUUCUUAGAAACCUUGGUUUCAGAGUUUUCCCCUUCCACUGCUUCUUCUAUGGGCCUGCCUAAGGAGUUCCAUGACCAAUGCCAAUUGUCACUUGAAGUGAAGUUUCUGAAGGACUUCUAUUGCUGGGCACAAGCUGCUGUAUUCAAUACCGCAGACGAAAUCUUGAAUUCAAAUGUAACUAUACCCGAGGAGAAAGCAUGUUCGGCGGCAUUGCGCCUCAUGCUUCAAAUUUUAAGCUGGAGCUUCAAGCCAACUUUGGAACAUGAGAAUUUAGAUGCCAGAAUAAAAUCUGGUUUGAGGAGCGAUGCCAUAAAUCUGAGGAAAUUCGAACGUUCAUUGGUGAAGCCAGGGUCUUUGUGGACUGAUAUUCUUAUAUCAAGUGCGCAUACUACCUGGGUUUUGAACUUCUAUACUACCCUGCGUCAGAAGUACUCGUAUGAUACACUAUGGGGUGAUUCUCCUAUUGCUGUCUCUUGCAGACAGCUCAUAGUGCAAUUAUGCUCCUUGGCAGGCGCUGUUUUUCCUAAUGAUAAUGGAGAUGCACAAAUUGAACACUUUAUGCACAUACUAUCCGCUGUUAUCUUGUGGAUUGAACCUCCGAAUGUCAUUGCGGAAUCAAUUCGAAAUGGAGGAAGUGAAAGUGAGUUCAUAGAUGGUUGCCAUGUCCUGCUUUCAGUGGCAUCUUUGACUAGUAGCUCACUUUUUGACAACCUCCUGAAAUCGAUAAGACAAUAUGGCACAAUUAACCUGCUUUCCGCUUUGACAUCCGAAGCUGUCAAGUCUGUUCUGGAUAACCAGAAUGAAGAAGAAACAUGGGGUUCAGAUGCUCUAGAUAUAUUGUUAGAAACAUGGAAUGUUAUUCUGGGGGAAGCUUGUGCUGAUAAAAGUCCUAUGUCAGCUGAUGGAGCACUUGCAGCUUCAAAUUUGUUUAAGAUAAUUGUGGAGUCACAUUUGAAGGCUGCUGCUGAUUCUGCAUUUGAGGAUAGUGACGAUGCUGAAUACUUUCAUGUUUCUGUUUCAAAGCGUGAUGAGCAGUUGGCCUUGUAUGCUCUGAUUGCACGAGCAGCUGCUGACACCACCAUACCCUUUCUUGAGCAACUAUUUUCUGAGCGAUUUGCACGGCUAAGUCAGCAGAGAGAUGUCGAAAAUGAUCCCACUCGAACAUUGGAGGAGCUGUAUUGGCUGUUGCUGAUUACCAGUCAUGUCCUAACUGACUCAGGCGAAGGAGAAACACUGCUUAUUCCUGAAGCUUUGCAGGCGGGAUUCACCAAUGUAGUUGAAGUAGCUCAACAUCCUGUAGUUACGUUGUCAUGGUCUAUAAUAAAUUUUUCAAGGCAAUGUCUAGACCCAGGAAUUAGAGGGAGGUACUUCAGUCCCCGGCUCAUGGAGGCGGUGAUUUGGUUCCUGGCCAGAUGGGUUGCAACCUAUUUAGUACCACUUGAUGUGAGUAGAGAAAUUGACAGUGUGGGUAGACAUGGAUCCCAGCAUUCUAGAAAAUUGCUAAACAGUUUUGCGUGGGACAAUAACCAAGGGGAACUUGUUCUUGAUUUUGUUGUUCUCAUGUCAAUGGUGGCACUUACUACAUAUCAGGGCGAAAUUGAGCUGCAGACACUUACAUGCCAAAAACUACUUGCUUCAGUUGUUCGACGGAAACACACAUGUGCUUAUGUUGUUCAGUUGGACUCAUGGCGUGACCUUACAAGGGCUUUUGCAAGUGGGCGUUCUUUAUUUUCAUUGAGUGGACGUUUACAGAGAUCUCUAGCAGAAACACUUGCAUGUGCAGCUUCCUGCAUCAAAGAUCCCGAAGCAUCUGUGCAGUAUUUGAGAGACCUCAUGGGACCAGUCACAGGAUGCCUAGUAGAAAAUGCUAGUAGGAGUGAUCUUAAAUCUGUUGCACAUCAACCAGAUGUUAUCUACAUGGUCUGUUGCCUAUUGGAACGGCUAAGAGGAGCUGCUAGAGCUACUCAGCCUCGCACUCAAAAGGUUCUGUUUGAGAUGGGUCAUACUGUGAUGAACUCACUCUUGACUCUUCUGGAGGUGUACAAAAAUCAGUCUGAAGUCAUAUACAUGAUACUCAAGUUUGUGGUUGACUUCAUUGAUGGUCAAGCUGUAUUCCUGGAUGGUAAGGAGACAUCAGUUUUGAUGAGCUUUUGCUUACGUCUGCUCCAGAUAUACUCCUCUCAUAAUAUUGGAAAGGUAAUGCUCUCGCUUUCUUCAACUCUGCGAAGUGAAUCACAAUCCGAAAAGUACAAGGAUCUGCGUGCUUUGCUUCGGCUUUUAACAAAUAUCUGCUCAAAGGAUUUGGUGGGUUUCUUAUCCGAUAGCAACAUUGAAGGCUCCCCAGAUAUUGCAGAGGUCAUCUAUGUUGGUCUUGAUAUUGUGACUCCCUUGAUAUCUUUGGAUCUUCUCAAGUACCCUAAACUAAGUCGUGAUUAUUUUGUACUUAUGUCGCACUUGUUGGAAGUGUACCCUGAGAAGGUUGCUCACUUAAACAGGGAUGCUUUUGGAAGAAUUACUGGUAGUCUUGAAUUUGGCCUGCGUAGUCAGGAUGGCGAUGUUGUUGAGAGGUGCCUCACAGCAGUAAAUGCCCUUGCCUCGUACCAUUUCAAAGAAAGACUUGGAGGCAGAGGAGGGCUUGGCUCGCAGGUUAUGGAAUCUGACGGAUCGAAUGGCAAACUUCAGGAAAGCAUAUCAAGUCACUUCUUGAGGCUUCUCCUGCAACUACUUCUGUUUGAAGAUUUUAGAAUGGAACUAGCAGGUUCUGCUGCAGAUGCUUUGCUUCCUUUACUUUUUUGUGAACAGGAGUUAUAUCAGAGGCUGGUCCAUGAGUUGCUUGAGAAAGAGCAGAAUCCGACUGUAAAAUCAAGGCUGGCACUUGCUUUCCAUAACCUGACAAGUUCAAACAAUCUCUCAAGCACCCUUGACCGGCCAAACAGGCAGAAAUUCCGGAAAAAUCUCCGUGUUUUCUUAGGCGAGGUCUCGGGCUUCAUGCAGAUAAAGUAGAUGGGGAGUGACAUGAAAGCAUUGAUGUCUGGUCGAUCCCCAGAAGAUUUUUCGCCGUCGUGGCCGAGUCCAUGUGCGGCGGAGCCAUGAGCAGGAAUUCUUGGUGUUAAGAGGUUGAAAACGCAUUCGCCGUUGUGUGUUGAAGGGAUAGUUGAAAAUUGAAACAGAAAUGACAGGAACAUGUCGACGUGUUCCAGGAUCUGUGUCUGGCUGCAUUUGGCGGUGGAGAAUUGGACGCCCUGACAUGAGAUCGUUGUGUAAAUUUAGUUGGGUCUCGAUGUAAUCAUACAGAAAAGGCGGAUAUUUUUUUUAAACGGAGAAGGUGGUCAUUUUGUUGCGACUGCUCAGAUGGAACAGUUUUUUUUUCUCCCACAUGUAUGGGAGAUACAGCUUAGAAGAAGCGAUUCGGCACCGUGUGGUGCAUGAUUUGUGUU
Molecule: messenger RNA, 4113 nt
Organism: Triticum aestivum (bread wheat)
Lineage: Eukaryota; Viridiplantae; Streptophyta; Magnoliopsida; Poales; Poaceae
Product: exportin-4
Exons: 32
Coding region: 194-3679 (1161 amino acids)
Biological process (GO): protein export from nucleus
Cellular component (GO): cytoplasm; nuclear pore
Molecular function (GO): nuclear export signal receptor activity
Source: RefSeq, a predicted model, not a curated record